AUGGACUUCAUAGUAGGAACCUUCAACCACUCCGUCCUCUACACCCUCCACUUCACCCCUCCCUCCCCAACCACCAAGAAGGAAGCCUCCCUAACCCUCCUCCGCGACCACCCAGCCGUAGCCGGGCACUCCUGGCUCUCCUGCUCCCCGGACAAGAAAUACCUCUACGCCACCGCGUGGACUAAACCACAACCCUCCGUGGCCGCCUACCGUAUAAAGUCUUCCGGCCGGGAGAUACAGUUCUUAAACGCUAGACACGUCCGCGCGCUUCCCGGAUACGUCUGCGCCAAUUCUACGCAUCUAUUCUCCGUCGGCGGACCUACUGGCGAGGUGUUCAGGCUAGAAGCAGACGGUGGUAUCGGACCCUUAGUCCAAGAACUCGACUUCGUCACCGGCCAAGGCGAGAACGUGAGCGAGAAGCGCGGCGAAGUGGCGCAUGGGAGUUUCGGCGGGUUGAGACAUGGCUCGCAUUCAGUCGAUUUGAGUCCCGAUGGGAGUAAAUUGUACGUUGCCGACAUAGGCCGGAAUUGCAUCUGGACGUAUGCGGUUACCAAGACGAGGGAUAUGAGUGAGAAGCCGUUGUCUAAACUGAAAAAGGUCAUGAGUACGAGGGAAGGCGAUGGGCCGAGACAUGUAUGGCCGCAUCCGGGAGGGAAGGUGGUGUAUUGUUUGCAGGAGCAUACGAGUAUGGUCGAUGUUUUUGCUGUGGCUGAAGGGGAGGAAGGGACGGGGUUGGAGUUUAAGCAAGCGGUUAAGAUUAUUCCGGCUGAAGAGGAUGUUAAGAAGUAUUGGGCCGAUGAGGUUAGGGUGUCUACUGGGCCGGAUCCGAUGAAGCCUAGGUAUUUGUAUGCUUCUACGAGAGGGCUGGAGGCGAAGACGAAGGGGUGGGUCGCUGUGUUUAAGCUUGGUGAUGACGGGUUGUUGGCUUCGGAGGAGACGUUGCAUAUCUGGCAGACGCCGACGAGUGGCGGGUUAGCAAAUGCUAUUGAGCCUGCGCCGUGGGUGAAAGGGAAGGAAGAUGAUGUAGAGUAUCUCGCUGUGACUGAUAGUGAGGAGGGCUGGGUGUUCAUGCUAUCCUUUGAUGGCAAGCAGAUCUGUGAAGUGGCGAGGCUGAACCUAGGCAAGACAGACGAAGGCAACGUUGUGGGUUGUGCGACGGCAGUAUGGCUGGGUGACAGCAAGGGAGGCAAUGUAGAAUUCUUUCGGCAUCGAUAG
Messenger RNA from Saxophila tyrrhenica, 1215 nucleotides. RefSeq lists its product as uncharacterized. The record is from RefSeq and is a predicted model, not a curated record. The coding region runs from base 1 to 1215 and encodes 404 amino acids. NCBI's taxonomy places the organism in Eukaryota, Fungi, Ascomycota, Dothideomycetes, Mycosphaerellales, Extremaceae. The transcript has a single exon. Gene Ontology annotation, molecular function: protein binding; 6-phosphogluconolactonase activity.